AGUUACGUUGGGAUUAACCGGCUUGUUAAUAUGGAUGAUGGUAAUGAUGGUAACAAGUAAGUCUGCAAGUGUGUCUCGGCCAGCCUGUGAAAAUCCAUCAGCUGAAACCUGCCUCCACGAGAUGUUGGAAGGACCCCCGGUAUGGGACGACCCUCAGCUCCUCCAGGUGAUCAAGGAAGAGUUCCUGAGGCCUCCUGUUCACGUGCAGGACAUUCCGCCGAUCCUGGAGGGCAUGGAGGUCGAAGUACUUGAGGCUGUGAAUAAGACGGUCGGCCCCGUGGACUUCUUGGUGGCUACGGUGGGCGUCAACCUCGAACUGGUGAAGGAAUUGUCCAAAAGAGCGACAGGAAUCUGGAUAGACCCUCGGCCGUGGCAGAAUCAAGCGCCAUCAGUCGUUUCGAACAUGUGGCAUACGCACGCUUGUCUGACGCCGAGUAUACCAUACGUGAAUACGAGGCAUGAGCAGUGCCUGAGCCUGGCAUCUCUCCUGACGGCGCUCGGCAGCCCCCGCGUUGACCUGGUGCUGGCCCCGGGCGUGAAGAUGAACACGGUGCUUCAUCCUAUGUGUGAUCUGUACCCUCAACGCCCCAAGGCAAUACUAUUUGGACGAAUUCUACAGCCCGACGAUAUUCCCGAAGAAUUCAGACACUGCACUAAGAGCCUCGUCCACGUAACCGGUCAAUAUUCUCUGAUACUUCUCCAUUCUGGCUCUCCAUCUACUUCUCGCCAGGAUUUGUGAAGCAAGUUUUCUCCAGGGCCGUUUGUUCACAUUCGUUUUGGUGGUGAAGAGCAUGUCAUGGAAAUCAGCUGUGAUUCUAUACCGAGUGCAGUGACCUUACGCAAUUUUAGAGGGGUGUUACGGACAUGUGUUAUUGAUAUUUGAACUUUGACCUUGCAAAGAUAAUUGAAA
Messenger RNA from Penaeus monodon (black tiger shrimp), 910 nucleotides. RefSeq lists its product as uncharacterized. The record is from RefSeq and is a predicted model, not a curated record. Lineage: Eukaryota; Metazoa; Arthropoda; Malacostraca; Decapoda; Penaeidae.